Ceratitis capitata (Mediterranean fruit fly) is the source of this 2398-nucleotide messenger RNA. RefSeq names its product cyclin-Y (gene CycY). The coding region runs from base 1065 to 2186 and encodes 373 amino acids. Gene Ontology annotation, cellular component: plasma membrane. The record is from RefSeq and is a predicted model, not a curated record. The transcript has 3 exons. NCBI's taxonomy places the organism in Eukaryota, Metazoa, Arthropoda, Insecta, Diptera, Tephritidae. Gene Ontology annotation, molecular function: cyclin-dependent protein serine/threonine kinase activator activity; protein kinase binding. Gene Ontology annotation, biological process: regulation of canonical Wnt signaling pathway; regulation of cyclin-dependent protein serine/threonine kinase activity.
UCAUUGAGACACGUUAUUUUACGAGAGAUUCCAACAUUUACAAAGAAUUUUGUGCUGUUGAUUGCGAUUAAUAUAAAAUAAUAAAAAUUUACAUCCAACUUAUAUUAUUGGGGAUACUAAAUUAGCCACAACUAUAUUUUAUUGCAUUAAUACUCUUUCAAUGCUCUGGAGCUUGUUUGCACAUUUGAGAUAAACUUUUUGUGCAACACUGCAAAAAUGAAAUUGAAACACCGGUCAAACCGAUAAACGAAGUACCGAAAAAAUCACAAAAACCGCAAAGCUGGGUGAAGAAUUAAACUUUGUGCUAAUAUAAACGCUUAUUUCGCACGAGUGUAAUUUUAAAAUGUAAUAAAAAAGAAACAGUGAAAUGUGGAACUAUUUUAAAGUCUCGAAAUGCAAAAAUUUACGCAGAAACGAAAAUUUUAUUAGGUGAAGUGCUUUUUCAAACCCAGCAAAACAAGCACCACGGAAACAAUAGAGCCACACCAAGCGCCUGCAUAUAGAGUCAGACGGACAAAGGAACAGCACACGCUGUAGUACUUUUAAGUUUUUUUGUGAAAAUUUAAACGAAUAGCCAAUAAUUGCUUGGAGCUCAACUAUGUAUGUGCAAAUACGCCUGACCAUAAACUGAAUAUAAAAGUGCCAAAUAUUAGGAAAGAAAAUGAGCUUUUGACAGAAAAUACGAUCAAAUAUACAUAGAUCCAUUCCGAUAGAUGGACCGACUUGAUUUUGAUUAGCAAAUAUACUGCAGAUAUACAUACAUACUUGUACUUGUAUAUAUGUAGUACGUAUGUAUGUACGUAAUAUAUAUUUUCCCAAUAUCCAAAUUUAGCUAAAUUAUAAUGUGAAACGGACCAAACUAGUCAACAAAAAGGAUAAGUUUUAGAUAUCAGCAGGAAGCGACUAAUAGAGUUUGCAUUUAAACGCUACACAGACGAUUACUUUACGGUCUCAAUUGCCAAUUCCUCGCAAAAAAGAUCUCUCCGUUUUAUAUAUUUCUCCAUAUACUGAACGCACAUAUUCAUCAAUUCCUCUGGUGGCUUGAAAAUAUUAUUUGUUUAAAAAUGGGCAAUAAAAAUUCCUGUUGUGCUUAUUCAAGCCCACAAUCCGAUCGAAAAUCAAAAGAGAUACCACCUGUAUAUGAGGAAAGACAUCAUGUACACAGUAGUCACCAUAUAUCAUCCUCGCAACACCAAUUAGAUGGACACAUUUCAGCUUCCACGGCGGCUAUUCAUCACAGUGCUGGCACACUGGAUAAUCCACACAACUUGCAACACAUCUCAGAGCGCGAGGCACUAGAAGGAGAAGAUGAUCCUUCUGUGGACCCUACCGCUGCUACUAUGUUUCUUGAACGUUCCAAAGUAGAAAAUGGCGGUAUCUCUCGUAAACGUUCACAGCAUCAAAUCGCCCAACAGGCAGCGAACUCAACUGGCGGAGGUCUAAAGAAAAGUUCAUCAUGUUCUACAAUCUAUUUGGAUGACAGUACUGUCUCGCAACCUAAUCUAAAGAACACAGUGAAAUGCGUAUCGCUUGCUAUUUAUUACCACAUCAAAAAUCGACAAUCUGAUCGUCGGCUAGACAUUUUCGACGAGAAGUUGCAUCCUUUAACGCAGGAUGCCGUUCCUGAUGACUACGAUUCACAUAACCCAGAGCAUAGACAAAUCUACAAGUUCGUACGCACGCUAUUUAACGCGGCACAAUUAACCGCAGAAUGCGCCAUUAUAACGCUAGUCUAUCUAGAGCGGUUGCUCACUUAUGCCGAGUUGGAUUUGGCACCGUGCAAUUGGAAGCGCAUGGUAUUGGGAGCCAUACUGCUAGCCUCAAAGGUUUGGGAUGACCAAGCCGUGUGGAAUGUUGAUUAUUGUCAAAUACUGAAAGACAUUACUGUGGAAGAUAUGAAUGAAUUGGAACGUCAAUUUCUUGAAUUGCUGCAAUUCAAUAUAAAUGUACCCUCAUCCGUCUACGCCAAAUAUUACUUUGACUUACGCACGCUGGCCGAAGCGAAUGAUUUAUCCUUCCCAACAGAACCACUCUCCAAGGAGCGUGCGCAAAAAUUGGAAGCUAUGUCACGUGUUAUGCAAGAUAAAGUGACUGCCGAAGCGUUAAAGAAUGGUAUGAAGAAGUGGUCAUCCAUGGACAACAUAAGCCAAGGUGGUCCACGUCGUUCCGUGGCUAUACUUUCGUGAUUUUCAUUAGUUUAUUAGAGCGACAGAGAAUAUAACUAUAAUAGCCAGUGCGUGAAAAAAUUAAAAAUUUUAAUUAUAUAAUAAUUAAUCGCACAUAUUCUUAGAACUUCGCUGCCCCAAAACCUUAUUAGAUGUAAAGCAGAUAAUGAGGUACGAUUUUUCGUAUACGAAUGAAAAUAAAAAAGCUUUUGCGAACAAAUACAUCACCGAAA